Messenger RNA from Cokeromyces recurvatus, 1645 nucleotides. Its product is annotated as dihydrolipoyl dehydrogenase. NCBI's taxonomy places the organism in Eukaryota, Fungi, Mucoromycota, Mucoromycetes, Mucorales, Mucoraceae. The transcript has 7 exons. The record is from RefSeq and is a predicted model, not a curated record. Gene Ontology annotation, molecular function: flavin adenine dinucleotide binding; dihydrolipoyl dehydrogenase (NADH) activity. The coding region runs from base 75 to 1547 and encodes 490 amino acids. Gene Ontology annotation, cellular component: oxoglutarate dehydrogenase complex; mitochondrion.
GUAUUUUUUAUCUUCCCCAGAUAUCGUCCAUAUUUUCAGGUUUUUCCCCGCUUUUUUUUCUUCCAAGAUACAUUAUGUUUAGAUUAGUUGCUUCAAAGACACCUUUAGCAAAUAUUGCACUUCGUAAUGCUGCUGUCAAAUCAAUUCGUGCACCUGUAGCUACCCAAUUCUAUCGUUUUUACAGUACCCCUGCCGAUACUGAAUACGAUGUUGUCGUUAUUGGUGGUGGCCCUGGAGGUUACCCUGCUGCUAUAAAAGCUGCACAAGAAGGCCUUAAAGUUGCCUGUAUUGAAAAGCGUGGUGCUCUUGGUGGCACAUGUCUUAAUGUUGGUUGUAUUCCUUCAAAAGCCAUGUUAAAUAACUCACAUAUUUAUCAUCAAACACAACACGAUCUCAAAAACCGUGGUAUCGAAGUUAGUGAUGUCAAACUUAACUUGGAUCAAAUGCAUAAGGCUCGUGUUAAGGCCAUUACGGGCACUGGUUCCUUCAAAACAAAUACAGAAAUCAAUGUUGUAGGUCUUGAUGGUACCUCGAAUUCGACUAUUAAGGGCAAAAAUAUCAUUAUUGCUACCGGUUCAGAAGUGACUCCUAUUCCCGGUAUUGAGAUUGAUGAAAAGAAGAUCGUUUCUUCUACAGGUGCUCUUGAAUUAGAAAAGGUUCCUAAGAAGAUGGUUGUGAUUGGUGCUGGUGUCAUUGGCCUUGAAUUAGGUUCUGUUUGGUCUCGUUUGGGUGCCGAUGUUACCGUUGUUGAAUAUUUGGAUGCCAUUGGUGCUGGUAUGGAUCCUGAACUUGCAAAGAAUUUCCACAAGAUUUUACAGAAACAAGGUCUUAAGUUUAAAUUGUCUACAAAGGUAAAUGGUGCUAAAGUAGAAGGUGAUAUUGUCAAGGUUGAUGUGGAAGCUGCUAAAGGUGGUAAAGCUGAAACUCUUGAAGCUGAUGCUGUUUUAGUCUCAAUUGGUCGUCGACCUUAUACUACUGGACUUGGUUUGGAAAAUGUAGGCGUCGAACUUGAUAAUCGUGGUCGUGUUGUGAUUGAUUCUGAAUUCAAGACCAAUGUACCUAAUAUUCGUUGUAUUGGUGAUGUUACCUUUGGACCUAUGUUAGCUCACAAAGCAGAAGAUGAAGGUUUUGCAGUCUCUGAAAUGAUCAGUACCGGUCAUGGCCAUGUCAAUUAUGAUGCUAUUCCUUCUGUUAUUUACACACAUCCUGAGGUUGCUUGGGUUGGUAAGAAUGAGACACAAUUGAAGGAAGAAGGUGUCAAGUACAGAACGGGUUCUUUCCCUUUUUCAGCUAAUUCUCGUGCACGUACUAAUGAUGAUGCAGAUGGUUUAGUUAAAGUUAUUGUAGAUGCUGAUACAGAUCGCAUUUUGGGUGUUCAUAUUAUUGGUCCUAAUGCUGGUGAGAUGAUUGCUGAAGGUGUACUCGCUGUUGAAUAUGGCGCUUCUGCUGAAGAUGUGGGACGUACUUGUCAUGCUCAUCCUACUCUUUCCGAAGCUUUCCGUGAAGCUUGUUUAUUUGCCUCUUUUGGUAAAGCUAUUAACUUUUAAAAGCCCAAAUAUAAGAUCAUCUUUCCCUUUAAAAUCUUCAUUUUCUUUAAUAUUAAAGUACUCUAAUACUAUGUAAAACACCUCUUUGAAAAAAAAAA